CCUCGCCCCGCACAUGCCGACCGCGCUGACAUUUACGUAGUGAGCCUCGUGCCGUCGCCUAGACGCACGUCUGAGCACGCCUUUAUAUACUAUUCGAAAACCGAAUGAUCUUUAAUUUUUUUUUGUGACACAGUUAAGGUGUAUAUCAAAGAAAGUUUUGUAUUCGAAUCAGUGCAGUCGUUUUUGAUUAUUAUUUUUUUUUAUUUUAAAAAGUGAAUGUUUCAAGGGCCGUUUUCCCGGGAUUGCUAUAGCAACGAAUGACGUCAAGUUCAGGGGCGGUUGGUGCAUUUUGGUUCAAUAAUCACCCUUCGAGCUGCUUUGUUUCCCGGUCCUCGGUUUUGUUUACGUUUUGGAUCUGAGGAUGCUGACCGACUGAGCCGAAUGCUGUUUUAUGGGGAAGUGCACUUACAUUUGCAGUCAUGAGUUUGAUGGCGAUAAUCAAGUUUGGAUAUACCCUAAUUGUGGUUACAUUUAUUUUAAUGAUAUGGGCGUCCUUAGCGAGGGCCUUAGAAUUACACGUAGACACCGGCCAUCCACCGUGUCUGUUUCAAGCUCUAUGCACGUGUUCAAAGCCGGCUGGUGACCUUGGAAUAGUGACCUGCAAACAUGUCCCUAUCCUCAGGGUACCAGCUGCAGUCAACAGCUCGAAAGUAUUCACUCUGCAGCUCACUGGGAACAAGAUUAGAGACCUUGAACCGCAUUUCUUUCAAGCAACGGGUAUGUACAGGCUCGCUAUAAACCAGAACCCACUAGAGAGCAUCCAAGAUGAGGCAUUUUAUGGACUAGACAAUACUCUCUGGGAAUUGGAGCUGAAACAAGACAGGUUAACUUCAGUUCCGAGCCGAGCGUUAAGGUACCUACAGAAGUUGCGCCUACUAGAUUUAACAGGCAAUGAAAUCACAGAAAUAACGGGUGAUAAUUGGCUAGGCUUAGAAAACUCAUUACAGACGUUAAUAUUAUCUGAUAAUUCGAUCGCCACUCUCCCUCUCGAUGCGUUCUCUGGGCUGUUGAUUCUCGAAACACUAGAUUUACAUGGGAACCAUUUAUCUGUAAUCGACAGUGGAGUCUUCAGAGAUGGUAUGAGCAGACUAAGCAAGCUUCUCCUUGGUGACAACCAGCUCACGUUGAUUCCUUACGAAGAGCUAUCCCCACUGCGCCAGCUCCGUCACUUAGAUCUUUCUAACAAUCUUAUAAAGCAGGUUCCACCAGCUCAUGAUCUUAAUGGUGUGAAGCUAUCUCUGGAUUAUCUGAAAUUGGACCAAAACGACAUUAAAAUCCUUUUACCGAGUUCUUUUAAAUACUUUAACAUAUUAAACACAACAAGUCUCAAUGGAAAUCCUAUUUUUACAAUAAGAGAGGAUGCAUUCCGCAAUGCGAAAAUAAAAACAUUGUCUCUCCGAGACUGUGGUGUGACUGAACUAUCCCCAGCCUCCUUCGCCGGUCUCGAGAACAGCCUUCAGAAUCUAGAUCUAUCUGAGAAUAAUUUGACGAUGAUAUCAAAAUUCAUGUUGAACAAAUUAGACUCGUUGCGAUUCUUGAACCUUAGAGAGAAUAAGGUUGAUACAAAUUUACUCGCAACGAAUAAUCCUUCUGAAUACUCGACACCGUCUGCUAACAAUUUUCAAUACAAAUUGUUCUAUUUGGAUAUCAGUGGUUCAUCUUCUCUAGAAAUGAGCUUACAAGAUGUUAGAAGAAUGCGUUCUCUUCGAUACUUAGCAGUGAGCAAAUUAAUAAGACGCAGUAUAACUGCAGAAGAUUUCCUCGAAUUCGGCGUGGAAUUAGAAGAUUUGAAAAUUAUAGGGAGUACAAUUAAUCGAAUCGAAGCCAGUGCAUUUCAACACGUUCGAACGAUAAAAACUUUGGACUUGUCUGAAAACAAUAUAGAUUUUAUUGACCCAUUUGCUUUUGCUGAGUUACACAGUCUAACUACACUUAAAAUGGCGAACGGGUUAGCAGAUUCUGUAAAAAUACUGCCUUUUGAACCAUUAAAGGCUCUUAUUGAAUUAGAAUAUUUGGAUUUGAGCAACAACAAAUUAAAGAACGUACCCGAUACGUCGUUCCACUUUAUGUAUAAAUUGAAAACACUCAAUUUACAAGACAAUCUGAUCGAUCAAUUUUCUAAGGGAACUUUGCAGAGUGAUAUCCAUAGGCAGUUGGAAAGCGUAUGCUUGUCAUUAAAUCAAAUGCAAAGAAUAGAUCAACACACUUUUGUCAAUUUAAGAGAACUUCAAGAGAUCCUCAUAGAAGACAAUUUAAUUGAAACAGUUUACAGAAGGUCUUUUACCAGCUUGGACAACUUGAAAGUGAUCAGAUUAAGAGGGAAUAUUAUCACUGAAAUAAGUGAAGAAGCAUUCCAGAAUUUACCAGCGCUCAAAGAGUUAGACAUAUCGUUCAACCAAUUGGAAACGUUUAAGUUUUCAAUUUUCGACCAAGUAGGAUCAGCAACGGCUUUAAAAGUAAAUGUUUCAUACAACCGAAUAAUUUCUUUAACCGACUCGAAUGCUCCAAGUUUUUUUACGUCAAACUUCUAUCCCCCACCUAAAGCACAGAGAUUAGUAUCAGAGGAUCCCAGUCCUCUGCGUAUUGAACGAGGUCUUGGAACUGUUUCAGUAAACAUACGUGCCUUGGAUUUCUCUCACAACAAUAUUUCUUACAUUGCGCCUUAUUAUUUUAGACAUGCCGACUUAACUCUAUCGGAAUUAUAUCUUUCAUACAACUUAAUAAGAAACGUAACCAGGGAAGUUUUCGGGUCAAUGCUCAUGUUGCAAUACUUGGACUUGUCACAUAAUCAAAUAUUCCAUAUGGAAUAUGAUUGCUUCAAGAAAGUUAAGAACUUGCAAAUAAUAGACUUAUCUCACAAUCAUCUGAUUGAACUGCCCGUUGAAGUGUUCCACGACAUGCAGGCGCUCACUUCAGUCGAUCUUUCUGAUAACAACAUUAAAAACUUGGCAGACAACCUAAUUAUAUCACCAUCUCUAGAAAGGUUAGACCUAUCCGAUAAUGAUCUAUCAAGAAUACCAACAAACAGCCUAUCACCUGCUGCAGCUAUUAAUUUAGUUGAACUCGACUUAAGUGGAAAUACAAUACCAGCUGUAGCCAUCACGGAUUUAGUUCAAAGGUUCAGACACGAACCGAGCGAGUACUGGUUGGAGGAGCCGGACUACAGUGAGGAAUACAUGUACCACACCGCUAGACGAGACCAUCCCAGAGUGUUGCACCGAAAGAUACAGUACCCGCAGAAUGUUUUGUAUAAGUCGCUUGCCUGGUUGGACCUCUCUGACAACCAUUUGGUUAGAGUUGAAAGCGGUUCUUUCACGGCCUUACCAAGGUUGCUUUGGUUGGAUUUGAGUAUGAACACACCGUUCAACAACGGUGAACGUGGUAGUAGUAUCUUUAAGGGCUUGGAAAGAAGAUUAUCACAUUUAGGAUUAAAGAAUGUUAGCCUAACUUCUGUACCAUCAAUGCCAUUGCCGAAGUUAAAAAGUUUGGAUUUGUCAUACAACAAUCUUCCAUCAGUACCGACGGAUAUUACAGCAAAUCUGACCCGUCUUCGAUCCUUAGAUCUUUCGUACAAUGACUUAACGAAUGUCCCUGUAGCAACACACUCAUUGAGCGAUCUGCGACGGCUGUCUUUAUCUGGUAAUCCCAUAUCAGCUCUUAUGAAUACCAGUAUGUAUGGAGUUUCACCACGUCUUGAAUAUCUUGACGUUACGCAUCUAAAAUUAAGUAUAUUAGAGCAUGGAGCUUUUAGCAAGAUGUAUGGUUUGAGAACUUUAAAGAUAUCGGUGAAUGGCAAUAUCAGAGAUUUUAAUUUACCUAAAAUUCUUACACACAACGAUGCUCUGAAAAAUCUUUAUCUACAAAUCGAUAACACGCAGGUCGAUCUGAGCAAGGAAAUGCUUGGGUUUCUACCGUCCAAGUUAAAUAAUAUCACUGUAACUGGAAGGGCAUUGAAAUUUCUUUCCCAGAAUGUUUUAAAAGGUGUUACAUCGCAAACGCUAACAUUAACGGUUUACAACACUAGCAUCGAAGAAAUAGAAAAUGAAGUUUUUUGGAGACCUGGUCGUAUCAAGAACUUGACCUUAGAUUUGAGGGACAAUAUGAUCGCUAGAGUUCCGAACCCAGCUAGGCACGAAUGGCCUGGUGUACCAAACUCUUUAUUCCUUCAUGAUAUUUACGUAGCUGGAAAUCCUCUUCAGUGUGAUUGUCGCAUCGGAUGGGUGCAAGCAUGGGAUAGGAAACGAAGACAGUACCUUUGCGAUGGCCCAUCUGACUGUAUAUCAACAAGAGAUGAUGUCCGAUUUGCAAAAUGUCCUUCUCAUUAUAACCGAACUUUUAGUGAUGUUAUAGCAAAGGACCUGGAUUGCAGCUGGAGUAAGGGAUUUUUGAGAUCACCAAAUAUUUUCAUUAUUGUAACAAUGUCCAUUCUGACAUACCUUUAUAUUUGAGGUUUGUUUUGGCUCCUUGAUAUCUCCGAAGAAUUCUACAAAGCUAUGGGAAUGGUUAACAAUAGAACUUAAUCUCUGAAUUGAAGUCAACCUAGUCAAACUAUUUUGAAUAUUCCAAACGAGUUCAUUAUAAUUGAUCAAUAAAAUGAAGAAAGAAAAGUGAAACGAGCUAGUGAUAUCAUCAACUCACUCAGAGUACCUUAAAGUGGCCUAUUUAAAUUAUUCCGAUCUAAAAAACCAAAUCAUAGUUAAUGUAGUGGUUCGGAAUUUCUCUAAGACAUAGUGGAAUGAGAAGAUGCUGACAAAAGACGUAUUAUGAUUGCUAUUCAUAGGAAACAAGUGAAGCCUACAAAAUUGUGAUUUAAAGAUAAUCUGAAGCGGUGUGUGAUCUCAAUGGAUUAUUUCAACAAAGUUACCAUUCAAAGAUGUUAUAAUUAGUUUUUUCUUAUACUGCAUAGAAUAUUCUCCGGAUUGUGUUUUAUGAUUAGGUACACAUUAAGUAAUUAUUUCGGAUAUAUUUUGCAUUAUUUAACAGUGAAAUAUGUGAUAUUGAUGUAUAUGUUGUUUUGAAAUCGAUUGGCACAUCGGAACUGAAAUUACAUUGUGAGUGAAGUGCACUUAAUGUGAUCAUAGAGUCGCAUUUGGAACUUUAAAUAAGUUCAUUCGAAAGCAAUGACUUUAAUGGUAGCGUCUGAGUAGACUGCAUUCACUCGAAUGAUAUGUGUUCGUCCAUUGAUAAGAUAAAUAUAAUUUAUAUGUGUUUGUGUAUUAGGAUAAUAAUUAUUGUCAACAAUUUCAUCAUUUGCGACUCAUCGUUUUAUUUAUCUUAAGAAACUUUUCAAGUUACAUUUGAAUCUGUAAUUUAGAAUGUUCUUUCUCUUUGACCAUUAUUAUUAGUGAUAUCUUUAUAUAAAAAGCUUUACUUAUACAAUUAAUUAUCUUAAUGUAAUUUUUACUCAGAGUAUCUUCGACUAAAUCGCUUUCUUAUAUACCCUCUAAAUUUCAUUGUUUCAAUUUCAAAGUCUAUCAAGUUAUCUAGUUUAAAUUCGAAAGAUAUUUUAUUACAUAACGACAUAUUACUAUUAUAUCGAUUAAAUACAUUCGAGCCCUGAUGUACGUAAGUACGCCAUGGUUCAUUAUUUAGACUUAUAUUGACUGAAUUUGAUUACUCCAGUAUGAAAUACUAUAUAGCGCUUAGUUUUAUGGUGUUCGAUCUUCGUAACCGUAACUAAAAAAUUAUAAACAAAAAACUAAAAUUUACUUUCAGCUUCAGUCAGUUUAUUAAUUAAACUUUCCAUUUAAAUUUUAAAAUAUUUUAGUACAUUUAUUAGGCAGUCGCGUUUUAUUGCAUUUACAUCUAUAGACAAAUGCAUGUUAGUCGUAGCUUGAUUAAAAUUUAAAAAUAAUGAGUGAAUAAAUGGUAUACCUCUUUUUCAGUGGUCCAUAAUGAAUGGUGUCAGGCCUACAUGUUAAAUUUUGUUUUCAAUACCGCAACAUAUUUUUGUUAAUCAUUCUAUAUUUCCUUUUCAAUGAAUAUUUUGAUACAAAAGUAUCUAAUUCAUCUCACCAAUAUUUUGUAGAUUAAAAAUGUUAGUAUCGUUAAGUUUAAUAAUUAUGAAAUUAACUGUCUACGAGAAGCCUAGUAUUAAUAUGUUUAUAUUAAAUACGUGUAGUAUGAUGUUUAUUUUGCUGUUAUUGUGGUAUUGAAAAGGAAAUAUUAUCGUUUGUUGUGACAAUGAAUAUAUUUUGUGAUAUAUAUUAAUCUCUAAUCCUUCUAUUUUUGAUAAGCCUACAAUGAUUAUUGCCAAACUUUAUGGGAAUUGUAUAGCUGAAUAUAAAAUGGUUACUAAAGUAUAGAAGAUGCAGCUUGUGUAUGAUUCUGAUAGAAUGUCAAUUUUAAUUGAAAUUGCUGAUUUGCCAAGUUCUGUUUCUGAUCUUUUAAAAAAGUUUGUUCAAAUUCUCGUCCAAAAACUAAAUGUUUCCUUUUUUUCUAAAUUUCUACUAGCAGCUUUAUUAUAAUCGAUACUUAUAUUUUUGCGUUCUUUGGUUUUUUUUUUUUGGCAUAAUCUGCAAUUUCAUAAAUUAUAAAUAUAAUUAACUUUUAAAAUAGAAACGAUUAUAAUUAGAUUCUUUAAUAAAUAAUAAUCAAUGUUUUCAAUUAUAAAUAUCUUGAAAAUUAUUCAAUAUUUCGAAGUCGUUAUCAUUAGUAAUGAUUUGAAAGCGCAUUUAGUAAUAUUUUUAUUGCUUGUUCAAUAUCAACUGUCAGAAUAUCAUCUGCGCUUAAAUUUUUUUUUAACAUCAUCGCUGCAUCCAAUUGUGAUAGUAAUUAGUUAGUGCCAAUAAAUAGAUUAAAUUUAAUAAAGAUCCUGUAAUUAUAAUUCUUAAAUUUUAUUCGUAAUAUACCAGAAAUAUUUUGACUAUUUUCGAUCGGAGUUUUAUUAUGCAUACUCACUCAGUACCGUUAAGUGGCUUCGCUUAUUUUUGACUGUAAAAUAAUGUUAUAUUUUACGCAUAAAAUUGCAUUACGAAAUCAUUCAAUUGUUAAGUCUGAAACCGUAAAGGUCAAUUUACCGAGAAAUGUUUUGAAAUACUAACGACGUUGGUUUAUUUUGUUAACGAGACAGUAAAAGGCCAUUAAAUUUGUGCCUCUGAGCGUGAAUGUUCGGGCUAUUACUGCCGCUUAAUGCCGUUGAAAAGCGAUAUUUUAUUAGUUCCUUCCAAAAGGGAAAUAAAAUUUUCAUGGAAAUUCUUUAAAUUGAUUCUUAUGUAUGUAUCAAUAAAAUUAUUUUUGUUCAAUAUAUAAUAAAAAGUGUUGAUUUUUGUUGUUAUUUUACAUAAGUUUAAUUAUUUAAAAUAUAAAAUUAAAAUGACAAUCUUUUUAAGAGUCCAGUUUGUAAUUUAUUUCUAUAAAUAAAAAAGAGACUUCAGCAAUUAUUAUGUACCUACAGAUAAACAAUUUUUUUAUCGAAAGGAUAAUUUGCUAUACAAUAAAAGUGUUAUACUAAUUAUUCAAUAAAAUUCCGAUCGAAAGAAGUGAAAAUUUAAUAUAUGUAAUUGUUUAUUGCCUAUGAAUGUUGUAUAUAAAGAAGUUAAAGAUUGAGGAGCGAGGGCGGGGAUUGCUGAUGUAUGACGGUUUUGUAAAGUUAAUUGAAAAGGCUAAGAACAAGGAUUGUACUGUCUACUACUUAAAAUGACUCUAUAAAAUAGUGUGAAAUGAAAUAAUUAUUGAAUUAUUAGCGUAUUAAUAAAUUAUUGCGUUAAUAUUAA
Messenger RNA from Nymphalis io (European peacock), 7715 nucleotides. RefSeq names its product chaoptin (gene chp). The record is from RefSeq and is a predicted model, not a curated record. The transcript has 27 exons. NCBI's taxonomy places the organism in Eukaryota, Metazoa, Arthropoda, Insecta, Lepidoptera, Nymphalidae. Gene Ontology annotation, molecular function: protein binding. Gene Ontology annotation, cellular component: extracellular matrix. The coding region runs from base 420 to 4448 and encodes 1342 amino acids.